AUGGUUCUUGACCGACUCCAGCAGUUGGCCCAUCAGGUCACUGCGACAGCUGCACCGCCGCAUCCUUUUGACCCUCUCUCUUCGGCAGAGAUUGAUGCCGUUGUAUCUAUUGUCCGGAAGGAACAUGGCUCGCUCAACUUCAACGCCGUGACUCUCUAUGAGCCGCGCAAGGCUGAGAUGAUGGCCUGGGUGGCCAACCCAGAGACUGCUCCUCGCCCAGUACGAAAGGCCGAUGUGGUUGCCAUUGCACCAGGCGGCAAGGUGUAUGAUGGUAUCGUCAACCUUGAGAAUAACAAGAUCGUCGAAUGGAAGCACACCCCCGAUGUGCAGCCUUUGAUUACAAUGGAGGACCUGCAGGAAGUCGAGCAUGUGGUUCGCAAGGAUCCCAAGGUCAUUGAGCAGUGUGGUAUCAUCGGUAUUCCUGCAGAGGAUAUGCACAAAGUGUACUGUGAUCCCUGGACGAUUGGAUAUGAUGAGCGAUUUGGCAGCGGCGUGCGUCUGCAACAGGCCCUCAUGUACUACCGACCCCAUCCCGAUGACUCGCAAUAUACCUAUCCCCUCGACUUCUGCCCCAUUUACAACGCCGAGACCAAGCAGAUCAUUCACAUUGAUAUACCCCCCGUGCGCCGACCCAUCAACAAGGCUCCCCCUAACAACUAUCACCCCGCUUCCAUUGAGAAGGAGGGCGGCUUCCGGAAGGAUAUCAAGCCAAUUCACAUUACACAGCCUGAUGGUGUUUCAUUCGAGGUCAAGGGACGGACUAUCGAAUGGCAGAACUGGAGCAUCCACGUCGGCUUCAACUACCGCGAAGGUAUUGUCCUGAACAACAUCACAUUCAAUGAUAAGGGCAAUGUUCGACCCGUCUUCUGGCGUCUUUCGCUAGCAGAGAUGGUUGUUCCUUACGGUAACCCCGAGCACCCUCACCAGCGAAAGCAUGCUUUCGAUCUUGGUGAGUAUGGCGGUGGUUACAUGACCAACAGCUUGGCCCUCGGCUGUGACUGCAAGGGUGCCAUUCACUAUAUGGAUGCUUCAUUCGUCAACCGAGCCGGUGCCUCCACAAUAAUCAAGAACGCCAUCUGUAUUCACGAAGAAGAUGCCGGUAUUCUAUUCAAGCACACCGAUUUCCGCGACGAAUCAAUCGUGGUGACUCGCGGUCGCAAGCUCAUUAUCUCGCACAUCUUCACAGCUGCCAACUACGAAUAUUGCGUUUACUGGAUCUUCCACCAGGAUGGUACCGUUCAGCUGGAGAUCAAGCUGACCGGUAUUCUCAACACGUACGCCAUGAACCCAGGUGAAGACACGAAGGGCUGGGGCACUGAGGUGUACCCCGGUGUGAACGCGCACAACCACCAGCAUCUCUUCUGCUUGCGCGUGGAUCCUAAUAUCGAUGGUCCCAAUAACACGGCCUUCGUGGUAGAUGCUGUCCGUGGACCAGGUGAAGUUGGCAGUGCCGAGAACAAGUACGGCAAUGCCUUCUACGCGAAGAAGACCAAGUUCAACACCCCUCGCGAGGCUAUGACCGACUAUGACGGUUCCACAAGCCGUACCUGGGACAUGUCCAACACCAACAAGCUCAACCCAUACAGCAAGAAGCCCGUCUCAUACAAGCUCGUCAGCCGUGACGUCCCUCCACUCCUCCCCAAGGAGGGCGGUCUGGUCUGGAAGCGAGCUGGUUUCGCGCGUCACGCGGUUCACGUCACUAAAUACUCCGACGAAGAAAUUCACCCCGCGGGCCGCCACGUUCCCCAAACUUCCGGCGAACCUUCGCAAGGUCUGCCAGCGUGGAUUGAAUCCGCAGGCUCCGACUGCUCAAUCGACAAUACCGACAUUGUCCUCUGGCACACAUUCGGCCUUACUCACUUCCCCUCGCCGGAGGACUAUCCCAUUAUGCCGGCUGAGCCUAUGACUUUGCUCCUCCGUCCUCGUAACUUCUUUGAUCGCAACCCCGUUCUUGAUGUCCCUCCCAGCUAUUCGCGGACGCCGACACAGAUCGCGGCUGGGACGGGGACUUGUGGCUGCAAGAAGAGUGAUGGGUCGAGUGUCUUGGUUUAA
Molecule: messenger RNA, 2052 nt
Organism: Penicillium daleae
Lineage: Eukaryota; Fungi; Ascomycota; Eurotiomycetes; Eurotiales; Aspergillaceae
Product: peroxisomal copper amine oxidase
Exons: 3
Coding region: 1-2052 (683 amino acids)
Biological process (GO): amine metabolic process
Molecular function (GO): primary methylamine oxidase activity; quinone binding; copper ion binding
Source: RefSeq, a predicted model, not a curated record